AGUACAAUGUUAACAUCUAUGCCUAUGGCACCAUCUACCUCUGUGAACAGUUCUGGACUACCAAGUCCAACUACUGAUAUAUUUGAUGAUGUUUCAAACAAAUUAACGGCAUAUUUACAUCAAUUAGCUGGAACUUAUGAGAUGGACAGUGAUGUGAUAUUCAAAGAUCAUUGUUAUGCUCGACCUUGGAAUUGGAAGCCUGAGAACGCUUAUGUAAAACCUGUAAAAAAGCUGUUUUUUUCAAAAAAUAUUGCAAGUGAUAAGCAUAGAAAAGAUGAAGAAAUUGACGUGGAAAAUAUUGGCAGUGAACCAUUACCAUUGCCUUUUGACUUAAGUCGAGUUCGACAUAUGAUGGAUGAAUUUGAACGUUUAGCGAAUUUUGCGCGACCCGAGGAAGAGGAAGAAGAGGAUUGGGAAGACAAAAUAGAGAAAACUCUAUGGUCUCCCACCCAGAAUCGGAUAUUUACCAAAGUAACACGGAUAUUAAGCUCGGAAAGACUUGCAAGAUUAGCCAAGGCUAAUAGCGUAACGGAACCGAUCUUUCGAAGGACAUCAGUGGAUAUUGCUGCAAGAAGAUUUCGGGAAACGUUAGCUGGAUCAACUGGAUGGGACUGGAGAUUGGCUCAAUGGCUGCAUAAUUUGCUAUUCGAGCAUCUUCCUCAGGAAUAUUUAGCCAUUUAUCUCGAUAUUUUACAGGCCUUGAGAUUAAAGAUUCCUCAGCUAAUUGAUAAAAUGAUCGCUGUGCAACCAAAUAUUAAUUCUAAGGGAGGUUCCAUAACAUGGGAAACGCUUGGAUCACUCUUAAAACGAUCUUGGGAUCCGAUCGCACAGAAUUUGAACGGAAAUAGACUUAAGAAAUUGCCUGGAAAUCCGAUCUUAAUAAUAGUACCUUCUGGUAUAGCAUCGGCUGUUUCCUCUCGUCAACAUAAAUGGAUUACACAGUUGGGAUCGUUAGGCAUGGUUGCUACUGUCCAUACUCAUAUAGGUUUGGCAGUAAACAGAAUGACUAUGAUGGUAUGCAUGGAUCAAUUGGUUCAGGCUACAAGAGCUAAGAUACAUGAUGUCAGAAGUGACUGUCCUGGUAGGCCAAUCAUACUCGUAGGUUUCAAUGCUGGUGCAGCGCUUGCUUGUCAGGUGGCCCAGAUGGAACACAUAACUGCUGUUAUCUGCAUUGGAUUUCCUUUCACAACGGUUGAGGGAAAACGAGGUACACCUGAUGAUGUGUUAAUGGACAUUCGCUGUCCUGUCAUGUUUAUUAUUGGACAAAAUGCUACUCUCGUUAGACCAGACGAUUUGGAAGAACUCCGUGAAAAGAUGCUGGUCGAGACGAGUUUGGUAGUCGUGGGUACGGCCGAUGAUUAUCUCAGAAUAUCCACGUCUAAAAAGAUACUCGAAGGCAUCACACAGAGCAUGGUGGACCGAUGCGUGUUAGACGAGAUUGGAGAUUUCAUCGGUAGCAUUCUUUUGCAACCACAUCCAUUACCGCUGCGACCAGCAAUAACGACAAACUGUGAUAAUAAGAACAAAAAGGAUUCUCAUAAACGAAGAAACUCGACCAGCAGUUCGGUAGAGAGCGAACCCAACUCACCGAUCGUGAAAAAAUCCCGGCCAAACACACCAGUGUCUUCCGCACUAUCACUUGGGACGAACGUGGCGUCGAGCUCGGUUUCCAAAACUGGUACAUUCAGUACUCAGGCCAAUUUGGUGCAAAUAAGCGGACAAUAUACAAAUCAUACUUCCACCGUGAAACGAAAACGACCUACAAACAAUCAAAGAAAUCAACUCUCAGAAUUGAAAAAUUCCAAGCUUCCUGCACAGGCAAAUGUAAAUUCGGAAAAUGGCAUAACGCUUAAUAUCGGUACUUUGGCGAGUCUGGCACCAGUAGGGCCGAUACGUUUAGCACCCACUACAGUGAGUCAAGCCACAACCGUUCCCUGUAAAACAUCUAACGUGUCUAAAUCCUCAGCCGCAACUGUUAAAAUGCCGAAGAUUAUUUCAAAUCCCCUGCAGAAUGUUUCGAAGAUGAAAACUAUAGUAUCUUCUAAUAAGUCUUAUUCGAAUAUGAUCUCAAAUAGUUACAGACAAGUCAAUGCACCUGACAAAAGUGGAGACGCGAAAUUAGUAAACGUUUUUACCAUGGGAAAUCAGGUUAGAGUGAAUACAGCUUCUGCAGGAGGAAAUAGUAAGCUUACGGCGACAAGUGGCACGUUAUCGAAUCUUUUGCAAAGUGAAAAGAACCCUCUUACAAUCACCAGCGGUGCAUCCGCCGCUCGUACAUCAUCGGCUUCUAGUAUCUUAUUAACAACCACCAAUUCAUCAACAAAUACCGUAACAUCAUCCACAUCGUCCCCUUCAAAAGUGAUCGAAGAGAUGGGAGUGAGCAAUGAUUCUCACUUAUUGGACGUAUCCAAGUCGGCGCACUUACCACGACAAGGACCAGUGUCCAAUAGUACUGAUAACUCCCAUAAUACAUCGUGUGGUAACAUAGUCAUUGUCGAGAAUUCCCUUCACAAUAGAAGCGUGCCUUCGUCGAUGAUAGUCCCGUUUAAUAGUCAAAGUUCCGGUUUUCUGCCGUUAUCCAACAAGUUGAAAAUCUCACAAAAAUCAAUGAAGACAAUGCCAAAGAUUACAGUCAACGCCACCAACUUGCAGAAAUUUCAAAAAGGAAAGUCCCAAAGCAUUCAGAAGAGAAACAUUGCAAACGAUAUAGACGAUGAUCUAGGAAAUAUAUUGGAUAUACCAAUAAUAUUCGCCAAAGACGACGACAAUUUGAGCAACAUAAACAAGAUGCCAGUAGUAACACAAGCGACGCUGGCUAAGGAAUCUCAGGAGAGACCAAAAUUGAACAAUACCACCAAGGUAGUUUUAAUCAGCAAUAAGCAAGACAAGCUGCAACAGAUACCAAAUAAAUUAGGGGCUACUUCUACACAGGCCGUUAUAUGUCCCAAUAUGCCUGUGCAAAACUUAAAUCAGUUGAUCCUACAGACGCGAGCGCAGAACAGUAACAUCUCGGCAAAAAGCAGGAUAGGAAUGCCAUUGGAAAAUCGAUUGAUACAACCUACUGUAAAGUAUACCAAGAUUAUAUUGGCGAAAAGAAAUUCGCAAUCCGCUCAACAAAACGAGAGAGACGAGCAGAUAAUUACAACCAAGAAAAUUAUGGAAGAUAUAAAUGCGCCUAAAAUCCUGACUUUUGAGAAAAAUGAGCAUAGAUUCGUGCAAGCACAAUCUUCCACACAUUUUCCGGCAUCAACAACAAAUUACGAUGAUCAUAAUAUAGAUAACGUAAUCGAGAUUGAAGAUGCUAUUAAAAAGAAUAUCAUCGAACGUAAAUGCAUACCCGCACCUGCAAUCGACGAGACACCAUCCGUAACUCUCGAUGAUGACUGCAAUAUUUUUAACAAAAUUAAACCAGAUGAGAAUGAACAUGAUUCGAAACAAUCUGUUUUCGGCAAUGUUGGUGAACGAACAUAG
Atta colombica is the source of this 3471-nucleotide messenger RNA. RefSeq names its product KAT8 regulatory NSL complex subunit 3 (gene Rcd1). Bases 7 to 3471 code for a protein of 1154 amino acids. Gene Ontology annotation, cellular component: NSL complex. The transcript is spliced from 7 exons. Gene Ontology annotation, biological process: positive regulation of transcription by RNA polymerase II. Lineage: Eukaryota; Metazoa; Arthropoda; Insecta; Hymenoptera; Formicidae. The record is from RefSeq and is a predicted model, not a curated record.